AUGAAGGGGUGCAAGUUCUCAUCUGGCAAGUUCUCAUCGGCACGCCCUGGAACCUCUAUUGUGAGCUUGCCGUUGGGGUCAAUCGUUCAGAAAACCAUACGAGAUUCAACUUACAUCAUCCUUCUCGUCUGGGAUGUUGUUUUCCAUCGUGAUAUAUACUUCCCGAAAGAGAGUACGCCACAGUGGGAGCCGGAUACAAGUGACCAAGUUGCAAGCACUCACAAGUGCGAGGAAGUGGCGAGGAGUCUGCAACACCAGAAUGUACCUUCGAAGGCGGAGUCUCCACCUCUUCGGCACCAGAGCAUCGAAGUAAUUGCCGCCGAUCAGUCUUUGAGGAUCAAAAUGAUCGAGCGUCGCAAGAAGACGAACAAACUUGCAUUGUUUGCAGGAAAGAUAUCAAGAAAUUCAGCGCAUCACGGUUUGGCUCGUGACAGGCACUGCAAGAUAUUCAACCGUGUCGAUCAUGAAGCAGCAACCGUACACAACUUCAUGUCACAACCUUUGAGAAGCGCUUGCGUCAAUUAUGAGACGAGCACACAUCUCAUGUACGUAGAUGGAGGUCACAAAACUCUGCCGAAUUUUCACAAGAUGACAAGGAUCAAUCUGCCUUUUCCAGAGCCAAAGCCCAAAUGCAAUCCAAUGACGACCGUAGAUACGCAAACAGUUGAAACGGACAGCUUGACGUCAAUACUCCUCACAGAUCGCGCCCGUGGUCCUUCAAUUGAAGCCCUUUCACAUCGUCCACAACCUUCUCAACGUGCCGAGCGACUCUUGCAGCUUCAACGCGCAUCGCGCAAUGUUCUGGACAGUCGCUUCUGCCGAUGAUCAACGAGCUUGCAUCUUGUAUCCUGUCUGCGGCCACCCUCAACGAGACAUUCGUUGUGGCGUACCUUCCAGUUCGGACGAGACAGUCCAUGAGGAAGUCAACAUACGUUGUCAUCCGCGCCUUUUUAUCGCAGCGAAGAAACCCAAUUUCUUUGUUCCGGCAU
Dissoconium aciculare CBS 342.82 is the source of this 989-nucleotide messenger RNA. RefSeq lists its product as uncharacterized. The transcript has 3 exons. Bases 1 to 825 code for a protein of 274 amino acids. The record is from RefSeq and is a predicted model, not a curated record. Lineage: Eukaryota; Fungi; Ascomycota; Dothideomycetes; Mycosphaerellales; Dissoconiaceae.